AUGGAGUGGCUAUUCCACCCUACCCUUACCCUUCCAGUUUGGAGUGAUCACUUCAAGACCUUGCUGAACAGGCAAGCACCGUUAGCUCCUGAACUCGAGCACGUUCAUAGGCCGACAUAUGCGGUUAACGAGGAACCACUGACCGAGUCGGAGAUACUGGGCUGUAUCCAAAAGAUGAAAAAUGGAAAAUGUAGUGGAGACGACGGAAUUAGCGGAGGAAUGCUUAAAUAUCUUCCUCCGUUUGGGAUUCGUGAGAUGGCAAAGAUCAGCCGUUCAAUAUGGAUAGAGGAAAUGAUACCUGACUCGUGGAGACGCUAUCACAAUUCAUAA
Molecule: messenger RNA, 330 nt
Organism: Necator americanus (New World hookworm)
Lineage: Eukaryota; Metazoa; Nematoda; Chromadorea; Rhabditida; Ancylostomatidae
Exons: 1
Coding region: 1-330 (109 amino acids)
Source: RefSeq, a predicted model, not a curated record